Molecule: messenger RNA, 2054 nt
Organism: Tarenaya hassleriana
Lineage: Eukaryota; Viridiplantae; Streptophyta; Magnoliopsida; Brassicales; Cleomaceae
Product: tubby-like F-box protein 10
Exons: 6
Coding region: 593-1903 (436 amino acids)
Molecular function (GO): protein binding
Source: RefSeq, a predicted model, not a curated record
CUGGGCACUGGAAAAAGCAGAGAAAGGGGGGAAAGAUUAAAAAAAAAAGGAAGAGACUUUAUCUUUUUUUUUUUUUUCUCUUUUUUAUUUUUGGCUUUGUUCUUUGACUUUCUGGGUUUUUGUUUUAGAUUUAGAAGACGAGCACGGAUCUCUCUCUUUGUUUCUUUAUAAUCUUGUUUUCCAUCUGUUUCUCUUUUUCCCCUAAUUUUUGGAAGAUUCGACCUUUUCUAUCAAAUCCAGCUUCUGCUUUAGCUUGUCGAAAUACUCGGAGGGGCUUCCGGGUUUUGUCGGAGAAAUCAUGAAGGCUUGCCCUUGCAGACCGAUGUGAUUCAGCUUCUGGGUUUCGAUUCCAAUCCAAAAAAAGUUCUUUCUUAAUAAGGUGACUCAGAAAUGCCAAGGACUCAUAUGGCCUUUCUUAUUGGUGCCUAUGAACAGACCCACAUGCGCUUUGUGGAUGGAAUCUGAGCUACGUAGUCAGAAACUUUUCGGGUUUUAGCUUUUUUCAGCUACUGUUAACUGGUAGAGGUGAUGGAGUUAUAAAGAAAAGGUUUCAAUCUUGUGAAGGAGAGAGAUCCUGCCCAAAGCAAGCGAAAUGUCGUUCAGAAGCAUUGUUCGUGAUGUGAGGGAUGGUUUGGGGAGCUUGUCGAGGAGGAGUUUCGAUUUCAGGCUCUCGAGUCUCCACAAGGGAAAAUCGCACGGAUCUUUCCGGGAGAAUUCUUCUCGUGACCUGACGAAUGUGACGAUAACUCAGACGAGUAGAUGGGCCAAUCUUCCUCCAGAGCUUCUUUAUGAUGUGAUCAGGAGGUUGGAGGAGAGUGAGAGUAAUUGGCCUGCAAGAAAACAUGUCAUAGCUUGUGCUUCUGUUUGCCGUUCUUGGAGAGCUAUGUGCCAUGAGGUUGUCAAGGGUCCUGAACUCUGUGGAAUGCUCACAUUUCCAGUUUCUCUCAAGCAGCCGGGGCCACGCGAUGGAAUGAUCCAGUGCUUCAUCAAAAGGGAUAAAACAAAGCUAACGUUUCACCUCUUUCUUUGCCUAAGUCCUGCUUUACUGGUGGAGAAUGGAAAAUUUCUUCUUUCGGCCAAGCGGACACGUAGAACUACUCGGACAGAGUACAUUAUCUCCAUGGAUGCCGGUAACAUCUCAAGAUCCAGCAACAGUUACCUUGGAAAACUGAGAUCGAAUUUCCUUGGGACGAAGUUCUUGGUUUAUGAUACGCAGCCACCGUGCAUUUCAUCGAGGAGCCUUGUGACCGAUCAGACGAGCCGGAGUAGAUUCCAUUCCAAAAGGGUCUCUCCGAAAAUCCCCUCCGGCUCAUACACCAUAGCUCAGAUCACCUACGAGCUCAAUGUCCUUGGCACUCGUGGCCCAAGACGCAUGAACUGUAUCUUGAACUCCAUCCCGGCUUCAUCCCUCGAGACAGGUGGCUCUGUCCCUGGCCAACCCGAGAAACUCCUCCCGCCACGAACCCUCGAUGACUCGUUCCGGAGCAUCUCCUCUUUCUCUAAAUCACUCGACCGCUCGGUGGAUUUCGCCAGCUCAAGAUUCUCCGAAAUGGGUAUAUCUUGCGAUGAAAACGCUGAGGAAGACAUUGGUUUCAGACCGCUGAUACUGAAGAACAAACAGCCGAGGUGGCACGAGCAGUUACAGUGUUGGUGUCUGAAUUUCCGGGGGCGAGUGACCGUCGCGUCAGUGAAGAACUUCCAGCUGGUGGCGGUGAGGCAGCCGCCGCCGCCGGCCCCGGGGAUGGCGACGACGUCAUCGCAACACGAUCAGGAGAAGGUGAUUCUUCAGUUCGGGAAAGUGGGGAAGGACAUGUUCACGAUGGAUUACAGGUAUCCAUUGUCGGCCUUUCAAGCUUUCGCCAUAUGCUUGAGCAGCUUCGACACGAAGCUCGCUUGUGAAUAAAAACAGCUAAGGAACUGAGUAGUUAAGUAGAGUGCUAUUUGACAGACUUUGCCCCUCAUUCAUAUGCUGUAAUCUCUAAUCUUGCUCUGGUUUUUUCUUUUAUGCUGACGUGGAAGAUUUCUGAUGUUAGGGGUAUUUUUGUCAUUUCUUA